Fusarium verticillioides 7600 is the source of this 1899-nucleotide messenger RNA. RefSeq lists its product as hypothetical. Gene Ontology annotation, molecular function: NADP binding; N,N-dimethylaniline monooxygenase activity; flavin adenine dinucleotide binding. Lineage: Eukaryota; Fungi; Ascomycota; Sordariomycetes; Hypocreales; Nectriaceae. The record is from RefSeq and is a predicted model, not a curated record. The coding region runs from base 112 to 1692 and encodes 526 amino acids. The transcript has a single exon.
CUGGUUCUGGCUAUAAAAUGCUUUUGUUUACUGCAAUUGGCUCAAAGGCAGUAAAAUGGCUUAGUGGCGUCAAUUAACUGCGGGACUAACACCUUAGAUCAAGUGCUGUACAUGUACUUUCAGAGCGCAAUUUCUCAACGCCAGUUUCACUACUCAACACCUCCCACCUCUCGCACGGCAUCUCCAACAUCGUCGUCGCACAACCUCGCAGCAAUGGAAGAACCAACAGAACACCACGACAUUCUCGUUAUAGGAGCUGGCCUCUCCGGUAUUAACACCGCCCACGUUCUCAACCAGAGACUCCCCCACCGCUCGUACACGAUCCUCGAGGCGCAAUCAGCCAUUGGCGGAACAUGGCGCUUCUUUCGCUACCCGGGCUUUCGAUCCGACUCCUUCAUGACAGCUUUUGGUCUGUCAUGGUAUCCUUGGAAACAUAAGCAUAAGAUGGCGCAGGCGGGCGAGAUCGUGGACUAUCUGGAGGAGGCUGUUGAUGCAGCAGGCUUAAGGGACAAGAUUCGCUUCCGACAUAAGAUGCUGGCGUGCGAAUGGCGGACAGACGAGCAGAAUUGGAAGAUAGAAGUCGAUGCGGACGGUCAGCAAAAGACCUAUAUCGCCAACUUCGUCAUCAGCUGCGUGGGUUAUUAUGCGUACGACAAGGCUUUUCCGACGACAAUUCCUGGUCUCAAGGGCUUCGGGGGACAGGUCGUUCACCCUCAAUGGUGGCCCGAAGAUCUCGACUACUCUAGCAAGCGCGUCAUCGUCAUCGGAUCAGGAGCCACAGCGAUCACAAUCGUCCCAUCACUUGCUGAGAAGGCAGAUAUGGUGACUAUGCUCCAGCGCAGUCCAUCCUUCGUCAUCUCCCGACCUACAACUUCCACCAUCGACUCUUGCUUGAAGUCUAUGCUUCCCUUCUCAUUAGCAUACUGGCUGGUGUAUUGGAAAGACGUGUUGGCCGAAGUCUUUUCCACUCAGUUUCUACUCAACUUCCCUGCAUUGGGUCGCAAGGUCUUGAUGGGGGAGAUGCAAAAGGCACUGCCCAAGGACAUUGACGUCAAUGUUCACUUUAACCCCAGGUACAAUCCUUUCCAACAACGACUCUGCAUGUGUCCAGAUGAGGACUUCUUCAAGGCCCUGCAUCAGGGCAAUUGCGAGAUUGUGACAGACACAAUCGAGACUGUCACAAAGGACGGUAUCUUGCUUAAAUCUGGUCGCAAGCUCGAAGCCGAUAUCAUCGUUACCGCAACGGGGUUGUACUUCCAACUCUUCGGCGGCAUAACCCCGUUGGUAGACGGGCAGUCUAUCGAGGUUGGCUCACAUUACGCCUGGCGUGGCUGCAUGGUCGACUCUGUCCCUAACAUGGGCUUCGUGAUGGGCUACGUGACAACGUCUUGGACACCUGGGGCCGACAUUAUGGCCAAGACAUUGAUAAGCGUUAUCAAGGAAAUGGAGAAGACGGGAUCAACGAGUGUUAUGCCCGUGCUGAGUGAAAAGGAUAAGAGCAAGCCGCAGAAGCUACCCGUCAAUGCUACCAGCAGCUAUUUCGUCAAAGCUGCGGACCGCAUGCCAAAGGUGACUGAUGAAGGUCCAUGGUAUGGACGGGUGAACUUGGCCAAGGAUUGGUGGGCGUGGUUGAUGGGUGAUAUGACGAGUGGGCUUCUCUACAGCGGAGGACAAAGAAAGAAGGAUAUCUGAAGUGUGGAUAUUAGAGAGAAACAAUAAUGCCAAGAGUUUGCUUUUCGGGAUUGUUGGAUCUUGAUGGCGUUUGCCUGGAUUCGACGUUGCCGGAGGAUUACUAGCUGACACGAUUUAUGAAUGAUGAAAAUGGCAUUAACUUAUAAGCUUAUCUAAAUCCUUGUAAUUUCAUAUCUUACAUCUAAUUCAUGCUGACCAAUUCUGAGC